AAAACCUUUGUUUACUAACACGCAAGGGUUGAUCAUCUCGUAUUCAGUCAGUUAACAUAUCAAAUUCCUAAAUUGAUUUCAGGGUCCUAUCGACGUUCACGAUGUAAUACUCAGCGUUGUCUGUGUUGUGUUCGAUCGGAGAGGCCUAUCCCAUUUAAACUUCAACAUGCUGCGAUUUUUCCGGCGAGGCAACUUGAAAAAAAGACGGAGUGCAUCGUGUCCUAAUCUUGCCGAGUACGAGCCAGUCACCGAGGAUGGGUCUUACAAGAGAGCUGAAGAUUUAUUUGAUUCUUCCAGUGGGUCUGAAGAAGUAGAAGAAACUGAGAGCGAGGAAGCUUUUGCUAGUCGGCAAGAAAGGCUUACAGCACAGCGGUCUAUUAGACGAGUGCGGCAGAGAGAGAAAGCUAAACAGGAAAAUGUGGAGAAGAAUCUGAUAUCCCUGAAUGAUUACUUGGGUAAAAUGUCUGAACUGAAAAUGUGGCUGCAGGAAGAGAAAAGGAAAAAUGUAGAUGCCAUGAGAUCACCAAAAUUACGAGAAUACUACAAAACCUUCAUGAAACUGUGGAACAAACGGAAACUGCCCCCGAAGUACUAUCGUGGAUGCUCAGUGGAUCUGCCUGAUGCGGUUUCUGAGUCCCCAAUGUCAAGAUACACGGCUGUUGUACAACCUUCCACUCCAACUUCGCUGGCUGUCCUUCCAUCUGCCUUAGACAUCAGUAUUGAUAUGAUGGAGGAGGGUGCCGCUGAGUCCCAGUUUUCAACGUUUGGGAAAUCGUGCGAUGCAGACUGUGCCCAGUCAGAGGCUUCUCAAACCCAGUAUGACGUCCCGCCUUUGUCUACAAAAAGUCAGACUCUUCCUAGCUGUUUGACCAGACAACAGCCCAGAACGGCAUCGCUGAAGAGAGCGAGUCCCCAGAGAUUUGCUACAAUAACCAGAGGGACUCCAACUAGUAUGUUCUAUGUGAAAGGCGAUCCCAAGGUACAUGCUGUUUCUUCACCCCAGUGCCCAGAGAUUCCAAAUACACCCACGCCUAAUGCCACAAGGACUCUGCCAUACAAUUUUCAACCAGGGACAGGGGUUCAAGGAUGUAACAAUAAAAGCCUCUUGGAGAAGUUGCCCAAUCAGUUGAACAGGUCCUCAAGUGAAAGCCCUGUGUAUUCUUGUGUGAAGGAUGCCAUACCAUACAGCACAGGGAGCCCUAAGUAUGCAGAGAUCACUGAUGACCUGUGCCGAGAUAGGACGGAGGAUGAUGUCUUCUGCGACUACACCACGUUGUCCCCUUUUAAGCGGAUGGAGAAGCUGAGCUUUCUUUCAGAGCCUACAAAGAAUCAUCCUCUUAACAGACGCCGUUCGAAAAGUUUGGAGGACAUUUAUGCCGUACCUUCUAAGCUGAGCUCGUUUGGAGACAGACAGGCCAUUCCCGAAGAGAAUUCACCUGUCUGGGAGAAAACUCCUCCUGUGCCAGAAAAGAAGUAUAGUCCCAGAGAGUUACUUUCUUCCUUCUUAAGCAUGAGGAACCGGAUGUCUCCACUUGCUCAAAACAGUCUUCCUGAACGCCCUCCGCCCAGAGUCAUUACCAAACCCAGCUUUGCAGAACCGGAGAAUAUGGAAACCUCCCAGGAUUUUAUUGAUUCCUUUUCUGCCAAGAAAAGCCCACAGAAGAGGAGGUCACAGGAAAGUAUUGCUCAAAGUGAAGAAAUGCCUACACAAGGUAAAAGAUCUAAACCCAGCAAUCUCUCCGCCACUCUUGCCUCAUCUGGUUCUCGCAGUACUCUCUCAGUAAGCCGAACUAGUUCGGUCUCUUCCACGUCAUCAGCUCAAAGUUCUGAGAACCGGCCACAAGCGAAAUUGUCUAUUUUAACAGGUAGCCUUAAUCCUACAACAAGAAGUCGCAAGUAUAAAGAACCUUCUGUUAGUCAGCUUACACAAGAAGAGAAUAGACUGGAGAAAGAUGAUGGUCUCGAUGUUAUUCAAAUCCAACAACUAGAAGAAUCUCCGAAAUUCCCACGCCGCAGACUCAAACGGAGGUCAUCCGGCCUGAGCAUCACACCUGGUAAAGGUCUUACGUUUGGGAGAGUUACAAAGGGAUGUGCGUCGUCUCCUCGUAGAGUGUCGUUUGCUAAAGAUGUCAAGGACACAGAGGGAAGACCAACUCCACGUAGAUCUAAUUCCAAACGAGGUUUUGGCGUGUCGAGUAAUCCUCCUGUCACCAGGCAGUCUCAGGAGAGACAACAAUUUGAAACUUUCAUUGCAGCUCAUGUCUCUCCUCCCAAAAAGUCUAACUCUCCAGUCAAGACCAACAGCCCAAAUAUGAGUCCCACGAAAUCAGUCGCUGCUAUGGUUGGGAGACUGGCACCUCACUUACAGAAGAGAUUCAAAGAUUCAUUUAAAAAGGACCUUGAGAGUACCAUCUGUACUGAUAACAAUAGUUUGCAAUCUCAGGAUAAUCCUGCAAAUGAAACUGUCAAGAAUAAACCAGUCACUUCAAUUCUUAAAACCGAAGCCUCAACACUGUGGGCUGGUCCUGACAGAAUAGAGAGCGAACCACGUGGCGAGUUUGAAAAGGAUAUAAGUAUUUCUCUCGACAAAAACUCUGCUGGUAGAAUAUUCCCUCCCUCUCCGCAGAGGCAAGUUGGUAGGCGUGUUUUAGGCCCUCCGACAACCUCAAGCGCCAGUCUGAAUUCAAACAGCAGUCUUAAUUCAAAUGCCAGUUUAAAAAAAACUUCAGAAAAUAUUAAGGUAGACUCGGGAUCAGGGCAAAAGUCUUCAUUCAGAUUCCCUAAGAAAGCAAAUUUACCUGAGAAGACAAGCAAACCAGUUGCAUCUCAAUCUCAAAGUCUCAAAAAGACCCAAAGCACUAGAGCAUCUGUAUCAUCAUUACCUAAAUCUGUUAACUUGUUAGUAGCAAAGUUUACUGAACGCACCGCAAAUCUUUGUGCGAAUGAAGUCAGUGAAAGUGAUGGCUACUCCAGCAACGAAGAUGUUUUGAACUCCAGACCACUGUCUGUGAAGUCUGAACUGACUGUUGAGCUGCAGAAGCAGUCUUCUGAACCAGGAAACGCGACAGAUGCAUCUAAUAAGAACACUGUAAGCAUGCUUGAAUCAGAAGUUUCCACAAGUAGCAGUAAGAAGAAUUUUUCUCUAGACCUAUGUUCACAAGAACUUAUAAAUGGAAACAGUCAGGACACAAUGGCUAAAGAAAGCGAUAGCUGUGUGGAUGACUCGUGCAGUGACAGAUCUUCAAGCUUAUCACAGCUUCAUGAAAGUGAUAGUGGCCUUGGUGGUGAGGCGUCCAAUCCCAGGGUGGUGAGGAAAGGACAGCAUGAAUUAGAAACUGCCCUGUGUCCAGAAGAAAAACCUCUUAAUGUAAAAAGAACUGUUGGCGUUGACAGAAAAUUAAAUGACUGGAAUGAACAUAAUAGCGGAAAAGAUGUUGGUGGGCCCGAAGCCUCACACUUAUGGAAAAAGAAUCCUGUCAAAUGUCUGUCCAAUGUUGUGCCUCAGCAGAGAUCUCAGCCUUUAAGGUCAGAUUCUUUCAGAACUUCUAUUGCCAAUGCUCAAAGGAUUUUUGAAUUUACAAAUACAGGACAAGGUAGCUCUUGUCUAACAUCUUUGAUAUCUCAUUUAGAUGAACCAGGCAAGUAUCAGUCAAUGGAAUGUGGAAGUAGUUUUACAGAGCAAGAUAAUAUCCAUGAAAAGACAAAUGCUAAAGAUGAGGAUGCAUCUCCUCCUGAGGGCCCAGCAGCUUCAACAUUACCUCAUAUGGAUCAUAGAGACUCAAAGAAAAAAGAGAAUGGUCUUAUGAAAUCGCCAUUCACAAAGAGCAUUGAGACAGGUGCAAAUGAAGACAAAAUGUCAAUGGAAUUAGAUAUUGACAGCCCAGUGCCUGACAAAACAGAUGGUGAAGAAUUAGAGACAGCAGAAUGUUUGAAGAGAAUGGAGAGUAUCAGAGCAAGUCCCAAGGUCGUGGAAAACGAUGGGUGGAUAACGGAGAGGAGAAGAAGUAGCAGAGGAAAGAAGUCUCAAUCGUUCCGCUCUGCCCACAAUAGGUUCCUGUUGCGCUCAUCAUCCAGAGAGGAAGCUCUGUCACCAGAGAUACAACAGCCUCAAAGUGCAGAAGUCAAGGUUGGGCAAGUGGGGCAGGAGUUGUCCUCCGUGCUAAAUGCUUCAGAUAACAACAUUGUUGCAGAUAUGAAUAUCUUAUCUACUCCAAAGUCUAGUAAACCCCCUUCCAUGACCCCACAGUCUAAUUCAUCAGAGGUGAAUACAAAGCCAAGGGAAUCUCCUCCAGUGACUGCUCAGUGUGCUUCCAGUGCCCAAAGUUUACGUAAGAAGGCACCGCCCAUAAAGCCAAAACCUGCUGUUCUGCCCAAACCAUCCAAGUUUACUAAACCAGCUAGCUAUAAAUUAAAUGUUAACAAUUUUGUUAAUGCUUCAGCUUCCCAGCGACGAAAGUCAGGAGCUCGGAGGAGCUCAAUGACAAUGAGGCGAGAGUCUGGUGGAAUGAGGCGAGAGUCUGGUGGGAUGAAGGAAAACUACAUCAAAAAGAAUAUCAGUGCAGUGAGAAGAGAUUCGGGGCGGUCCAGUGGCCUAUCUAAUGGAACUGUGACUAAGAAAAAUAGUUUAGCUCUCAAGGACAGCAGGGAGACACCUCAGAAAGACAGCCCAAUCUCAUCUCGGAGAGAUAGCAGUAAAAUCUCGGCUCAAAGAGGUGGAAAAGUCAUGCCUCGGAGAGACAGCAAACCGUCAGUCGGGAGGGAUUCUAUUAGUACUCUGAAGAAAGACAGCCUUGGCGUGGCAAAAAGAAGAAGCAGCAGAGGAGGGAAAAAUGAAGAUGGCGGCCAUAAGAUUGCCAGUUUUGCAGAGAGGAGGAAAUUUUUCCAGCAACUGCAGGAAAAGGACAAGAGUAAAUCAUCUAAUGUAAAGCCUCUGUCUACGAGAAGCUUUAGGAUAAAUGGGCGUGGAGUGCAGGCCCAUCAGAGUGGGCCAGCAUCUGAAAGUGUGGCAGAUAGUAGAGUGCUGAGGGUGAAGACGCAGGACAAAGUGAAACCUCUGACUCUCUCCCCAAGUAGUGAGAUGGACAUCUAAAUGAAGAUUUCCCCAAGAAUAAGGAUGUUUAGUUCUUGUUUUUUACUUUUAAAAUUUUUUCAUUUUAGCAUCUUUUACCGAACUCUCUGAGGUCUAUUUAUUGUUUCUUGUAGCUCACAUGAGUACAGUGAUUCCGUUUUUUAAGUGGCAUUCAAAUAAUUUUGAGCACGCUAGUGUGUCAUAGUAUUUUGUUUGUGAAGUUGCACAUUUAAAAUUUACUCUUUUAUUUUGUUUUCAUGAUGAAAUAUGCCUUGAGGAUUAGUUCUCAGUAAGAUACUAAGAACCAAUUUUGCUGUUGUUUUGAACUGGUUCAACUGGAAAUUCAGACAUGGCAGGAAAUGCUCUUUCUAAGGCUUGGCUGCUUCACAUUCUAUUUGAAUUUAACUCUGUCCUGCCCACGGAAAAUCAUUGAGUUUUAUAAAAUGCCAGCUAUGUAAAUUCACCCUACCUCAGGCCUUAUUAUUUCUUUUGUUAUUACUUAGACUAUUUAUCUUUUCAUAUAUUUCAAGCUUUUUUUUAAUUGUUUAAAUCAAUUUUCAGUAUUUGGGUUAUAGUUUUAGCCAUUUUGUCAGACCAAGUAGCACAUAUUUAUAUAAAUGCUUUAAUGUCUUAAUUGUCCAAAUUUCUGCUAUUCACAAUGACGGUUAUAAAUGACCCAUGGUGGUUCGACAUAGCAUCCCUGUGUGAAAUCCAUGGAAGUUUUUAAUGGGAAAUGUAUAAGUAGAUUAGUUCUAAAGGUUUUGUAAUCGUAUUUUAAUCAGCAAAAGCUUGUUUGGGAUUAGUAUAUUUAGAUUGUUUUUGUGAUACUAUAAAGUAUUCCCUUGAACAUGUAUAUAUUUAUCAGCCAUUCUUAAAAGGUGGACCAGAAAGCAUUCACAGAUAAAUCUAUAGAUGAUGAUUUUUUUUUCGGAGUGGCAAGUGGCCCGAUCUGGGGUAGCUAACGUUUUGCUACUCAAAUGAAUUCGGUCGAUUAACCUGACGCUUCUGGCCCGUGGCGAUUUCUGCGCCUGUUCCGGGCGAAUGAAUUCGGUUGAUUAGGCAAGCCUGCGGCUUCUGGCUCGUGCGGAUUUCUGCGUAUGUUCCGUUAAAUCGCGUGAUCAAUCGCACAAGAUUCACAGUCACUGCUUGUCCUCCAAGUCAAGAGUCGGAUCGGUAAAACAUGGCAGCUGAAUUAUAUGUCGCAAAGACUUUCCAAAGUUUUAGAGAACUAAGAAACAAUUUCUAAAUUUUGCCACUUUUCACAUGAACGCAUUUGUAAACAACAGGGAUCAGUAAUUCUAAUAACAAACACCC
Messenger RNA from Aplysia californica (California sea hare), 6382 nucleotides. Its product is annotated as microtubule-associated protein futsch. The coding region runs from base 167 to 5089 and encodes 1640 amino acids. NCBI's taxonomy places the organism in Eukaryota, Metazoa, Mollusca, Gastropoda, Aplysiida, Aplysiidae. The record is from RefSeq and is a predicted model, not a curated record. The transcript has 9 exons.